AUGACUGGGACGAGGUUGUCCUCGGUGGUGUUCCUCGCCCUCGUUUCCCUGUCGCCGUGUCUGGCGCAGAGGCUCGAGGACGACAAGGACGAUUUCACGGAAACGAACGAGGAGGCGACCGGCCUGUUGGAAAGUCCCUCGCGGCGACCAAGGGCUCUCGCUUUCCCCAAAAACUCCCAGCUUCUGCUGAUCCUGGGACUGGGAACGCCGUUGCAACUGGACUUCGAGAGCAUAAUCAUCGGUGUCUUCACCAAGAUCGUGUACAACUUGCCAUCGAACGCGACAGACUUCACCGUUCCGGGGGUCUAUUAUUCUCGAGCGCAGAAGAGCAGAUGGAGCGUUUACAAAGCGUUGGAAAAGGCGGCUGGCCUGUACGGAUUCGGUGGGAAGGCCUGCCUAUUGAAGGCCAUUUGCGAAGCUGCCUCCGCUCCUUUCGAUGGUACUCACGGUUUGUUGGGACAGCUGUUGCACGUCUUCUUCAGGCCUUCGAACACCGAGGAGCGGUACGACGAGUACGGGGAUCGAGAGUACAGCGCGGCAGAGCGUUUGGGCGAGCAGAUGUCGGCGGAAAACUGCCACGCCCUUUAUCCAGAAUGCCCGAGAAGUAUGCUUGACGUGUUCUCCACAGUGAUCACGUAA
This is a messenger RNA of Apis laboriosa (Himalayan honeybee), 639 nucleotides long. RefSeq lists its product as uncharacterized. The record is from RefSeq and is a predicted model, not a curated record. The transcript is spliced from 3 exons. Lineage: Eukaryota; Metazoa; Arthropoda; Insecta; Hymenoptera; Apidae. Bases 1 to 639 code for a protein of 212 amino acids.